ACAUUGAAUUCAAAGAUGUGGAAGUUAUCGGCUCUAGUGGUGAUGUUAUGUCUAGCGACUACCGUGCAUGGACAUUUGCAGAUGACCUUUCCCCCGGCCAGAAAGUUUGCAUUGGACUUCCUGGAUAACGUCAGAACUCCGGCUCCGUGCAGUGGAAUGACAUUUACAGAUGGAAUGCCGAUUACGACACUGGAAACAGGAAAAACAGUCAGAGCUACAUGGCACGUCGCUUAUCCACAUAUGGGCGGAAUCAGAUUUGAGCUUCUGAACGCUACAUCCGGCGAAGUUACGGCAAGCUUGACUGGUGACGGAUACCAAUACACCAAUGAUUCAACGAGACUUUAUCAUGAUCUCACGUUUGGGGCAGAUCAUGUUUGCGAUCACUGUAUCCUAAGAAUAACUCGGCAAGCAGGUGAAUGGACUGCUGGGGCAGAUGGAUAUCUCUUUUGGAGCUGCGCUGAUGUGAAAAUAAUGGCACCAGGGUCUGAUUGCUACGACGGAAAAUGCUUGAAUGGAGGAACAUGCAGCGACGGGACCUGCCAGUGCGUCAAAACCUACACAGGUGACAGAUGUGAGUACAAAAACGACUGUGACGAUGAUACAGAUUGCAAUAGUAACGGAGUUUGCUACGAUAUCCAAUCCACGUAUUAUCCGACCAAAGUCUGCUAUUGUAACGCUGGCAAAAUGGGACGAUACUGCAGCAAAGAUUCUCCUGUAACAAACGCAGUGAAAACAGCUGAAGAGUUGACGGGAUAUUACAAAUCUGAGUUGUAUGGAAAUCCAGAGUUCAGCAUGUACUGGAAGCUCUUGGGGACCAAUAAGGACGAGAUCGAAGUUGUUCUGCAAGUGAAGACGAAGACCUGGGUCGCUUUAGGAUGGAGACCAAACACUGUAACUGGAACAUGCAGGAGUUUUCCUGUAACCAGUGGAACGCCAACCGGCACUCCGGAAGGAACUCCCGAGGGCACAGCAGAACCGGAAACAACUCCUGAACCGGCCUCCGAACCGGAAACAACACCGGAACCUACAACGGCGGCUGCUGCUCGGAAACGUCGAUCGUUGAGAAGAGUCAAAAGGGAAACUGAGGUAAACAUGAUCAAGCAACUCUGCCUCGCUGGAAAUGUCUCAGAAGCGAUCGCUUGGGCCAACAGCAAUUACAACUCUGAUCCAGGAGCUCCAGUGCCGGAACCAGAAGGUACUCCAGAAGGCACCCCCGCACCCGAAGGAGAAGGAGAGCCCGCUCCUGGAACCACUGCCGCGCCAGAAGGUGCUCCCGAGGGCACACCGGAAGGUACCCCGGAAGGAACUCCGGAAGGAGGCCCGGAAGGUCAGCCAGAGGGAAAUUCUGCUGCUUUGCAUGCUAUGGACUGCCAGGAUAUGGUCUUUCUUUCGGCUGAAGGUAACCGACAUCGCAUUCUUGACUCUUACACCAGAGACAGAUCAACUCCUAGACCCGACUCGUUCUUUGGCGGAACGGAUGAUUUGACUGCUGCAGCGGCCUCGCACGUUGAUGGAAUGUUGCAUGCAGCCUUUAGAAGGAAGCUUUACAGCUCAGACCAGGCCGAUCACACCAUUCCGGACGGACCAGCAACCUUCAUUUGGGCAAGAGGACAAGACCCGAAUAGAUUCUACCACUGGCCAAUCGGAGGACUUGAAAGAUGCCAAGCGUCCAACUAUGAUUAUUACAAGAUCAACGAACUGAAAUACCACGGCACCAAAGACUCCCAGAGAGGAUCCAGAACCAUCAAUGUUUAUGAUGAUCCUAACUCCACCGAAGAAGCAAGUGAAGGCACACACUCUUCCCCAAGAGAUUGCACGGAAAAUUGCAAUUAUGUCGCACGUUGGAGAUACAGAAAGAGCACAGGAAUGGUGCAAUUCACUAUAACAGCAAAGGUGGCCCUGCAACAGUGGGCAGCUAUUGGAUUUUCUGACGACCAGGCCAUGGUCAACACGGACGCUGUCGUAGUAUGGAUGGAUAACGCGUCGAACCCGCCAACAGUAACCGAUAGAUAUAUUACCGCCAGGACUCCAGCAGGUGUCGCCCUUGACGGUGGAACCCCCUCUACAUCCGUUGUUGGGGGAAGCUACAAUAAUGGUCAAAUGACGGUUGAAUUCACUAGACCUCUAAAAUCUACGGACGAUAAUGAUCUUGGGCUGGACACUUGUAGGUUUUUUCUGUAUGCAUGGGGAGGUAGCGUGAACGGCAAUGACCUGACUUAUCACUCAUCUAGGGAGACCAGCACUCAGAAGAUUUGCAUCGAUUCUGGCUCGGCAAGGAUCGCUAUCUCAAACAUACUAAGCUGGUCUUGGAUUGUUUGUGUGCUUAUCAUUUCUCGUCUAUCACUUCAAUGAUGACGUUACGAAUUACAAAUGACGUGUUCGUAUCAUGUCAUCAUAACACAAGGCUAACAUUACUUCAAGAACGCAUCCUAAUACAGAAAAUGAAAACGUGAAAGUUUGAUAAUAGAAAAAGUUUGAAUUCUGUAAUUUGCGUUUUUUUGAUAUUUUUUUGAUAUUUUUAUGUAAUGAGUCUAAAGAAAAACGUUUUGCAACCUGGAGUUUUAAACAAGUGUCUGAAAUGAACAUUUUGUCCGAAAUUGUUGCGACUAAAAUAUAGUCUAUCUUGUCAGCAUUGCUGGUUGUUAUUUAACACCGGUCCGAAAUCGUUACUUUGGUCCGAAACGUCCUCUCAAAUUUGUUACCUUAUCCAAUUCUUUGCUGUUUCGGUUUGAUUAUCUAUACUCUUCAUAAUACCAAGGCACAGCCAUUCUAUAUAUGUUUACAAAUAUUUAGAAAUCCUAUUUCCCAUGACAGUCGGUCCUAGGUUAUAUGGACGACGCAAAAUUGGAACUAACUUCAUUUUGUCAAAAUAUUCAAUAUUGACAUCAUUGCAGCCCAAACUAGAUAAAACUGGUUAUAAUCUGACUUAAAAUUCAAUUUGAGCAUUUUCGUCCAAAAAAAAUAAUCGUUUGUUCAAAUUCAAUGCAGUUUCAGUACAGAAUUCGGUGCAAAAGAAAUAAAAAUGGAGUGCUCCAGAAGUAUGCGCACCAAAAUUUCGCACAACCUAAAUUCUAACCGGUACAUACAUACUAUGUUCAGGUUGUGCGUCAUCUUGGUGCGCAUACUUCUGGAGGUCCAAAAAAGGUAUUUACUCCACAUUAAUCGCUUUCAUUUUCGUCCGAAGUUGAUUAGUGGCAUCACCGAACCAAUCUAUCGUUCAGUUUUGUAUUUUCGGCCACUUUUGGCUUCUGCACAACAAGCUUUCAUAUUAUUUUCAACUUUCAGAAACUAAAUAUUGCAUUGUAUGUUCUGUAUUUUGUAUGUUUUCUUUAUCGUUUGUUGCACACUUCAAUUUUUUUCGAAAUUCGACUUUUCCCAAACUGGUCGACUGACCAGAACUGUUAUAUUACGUGACUGGACUAUUUCGGCGGGAUGGGCCACCCUUGGAAUAAACAUUCAAAUAUUUCCAGCCUCGGCCUAUAGUUUGUUUUUAGAAACAAAUUUUCGAUGGCAAAUGUUUAAGAUUCUUAAUGUUACAAUAUUUUAAAGAUAUUGGUAUUUUAGAGGUAGCGCGUACGACCAGAGGCCGAAAACGUGAGUUCAAAAGUCUUGAGUGGUUAAAAAAAAGUUUAAAUUAACAAAGAAAUGUUUUAUUUACAUUCCAAAAUAAGUUCUGCCCCGCAUUUCUCCUGGCCCCUUUCGACCAGGUCCGACCAAUUAUCAUAUUCUACGUUUUCAGAAUAUUUUUUUUUGUCACUCAAAUUUUUACUUGGAUCUUAUUUUAAUUCUAACAAAACAAAUUCAGUGAUUGCAUUGUGUGCUAAUUAACAUUAAAUUGAUUUUUUGUUGUUACCAGAGCUGGGCAUUUUUGAAUACCGUAUGAUGAUUUCAGAAUCGAAUCAAAUAAUUUUUUUCGACCUUUGGCAGACAAAAAAAACAGGUUGGCCGCGCGAUUCGAAAUUUUGUCUAACUCGAUUCGAAUGAUUUACUAUUCGAUUCAAAAUGCCCAGCUCCAGUUGUUACUUUACUGAAAGUUUCAAUAUAUUGAAGUUACAACAAGAAGA
Molecule: messenger RNA, 4064 nt
Organism: Styela clava
Lineage: Eukaryota; Metazoa; Chordata; Ascidiacea; Stolidobranchia; Styelidae
Source: RefSeq, a predicted model, not a curated record